AUUGGUCAAGGAGGGCUGGCUCCACAACCCGGACACGGGGGUGUUUCUGGAACCUGGUGGGCAGAAGCUGUGGUUUGACCCGGAGGCCACCGUGGUUUUUUGGGGCUCGCGGCGCGUGUGGUUUGGGGUGAAAGAGUACAAAGAGCUCUUCGAGGGCUCGGUGCUGCCUCUCUGUGCUCAUGGCGGAGCCAGCUCAAGUACGGCCACCAGCAAGCACUUGUUCAUCCCUGACUUGCACCGCACUGCACAAGCCCUGAAGGCCGACCUGGGACAUUUGGAUCGCCCGGCUGCCUUGCUCGCCUUGUUGGACGCCGCGAGCGCCCCGCCGCAUGAGCGGCUGAUCCGGCGACUGGCCGCAUGCCGCAGCGAGUGGUCUAUGGAGGCCCUGUGGAAAGGAAUGAAAGGGCGAGCUCCCCAUGCGCAGGCCCAAAGUAUCGCGCUGGCAUUGGUGGUGGGCCAAAGAGCCUUCGCUGCGGCGUUUCGGGGGGCACGGUGUUGGCGUUUCGGGGAGCUCGGACCCUCAGAGGGACAUGGAGUCACCAAAGCAGACUUCAUGAAGUGUGAAGUGCUUUGCCACGACUUUGAGAAGUCUGGUGCUGCCUACGUGGUCCUCUCGAUGGGAGAUUUGGGUCUAAAGGCUUCAGAGAUCCGAGAAGUGGUGCUGCCUCACCUCACUCAAGCCAGGCCACGAGCAGCCAGUCUGAGCCUGCGGCAGGCUGCCCAAGGGGUCGGCAUUGGUUGCAUGAGGCGCGUGGGAUCCGAGCGCGGAGGACCACCCAUGCUGGGACAAGGCAGGCAGCCUGCCAAGCGGCAGCGCGUGGUGGGUGUGGAUGCCAGGGAGGUGCCCGGACGCGUGCGCAUCCGGCAAAUCCUCUUGCGAGCCUGGCGUGGGGGAACGGCACCGAAGCCAGAGGAGCCGACAGAUUGGGAAUCCUUGACAGGUGAAUAG
Messenger RNA from Durusdinium trenchii, 949 nucleotides. NCBI's taxonomy places the organism in Eukaryota, Dinophyceae, Suessiales, Symbiodiniaceae. The record is from the annotation of a GenBank genome assembly.